Molecule: messenger RNA, 2036 nt
Organism: Durusdinium trenchii
Lineage: Eukaryota; Dinophyceae; Suessiales; Symbiodiniaceae
Source: the annotation of a GenBank genome assembly
AGCUCUGGCCCCAGUCCAGCACAGACCAGCACGCAUUCGUAGGACGGAGAAGCUUACGGACUGCCAUGGCGCGGGUGGAUUCCGCCCAUUUGUGGGCGAACUUCUUCCAUGUGCUCGAAGAGCAGCUGCAAGCGUUGAGGGCAGAGCAUGAGAUCUUAAAAGAUGAGGCAAGCGCAUUGAGACGUUGUUUGGACAAAUCAGGCGUUUUGCCCUCCGCAGACCUUGAAGAGGAACUGCGCCAAGUACGUGGGGCGAGUCACAGGAGGCCCAGCUCGAAGGAAGAAACGACUUCGAAGAAGUCCUCUGAAACCGAAAAGUCCCCUCAAGCUCCGCCGAACACCUCCAGGUUACGAGGUCCACGAGGAGCAGCUGGGCCAGCUGGGCCAGCUCCACCGCCCGAGAACCAAAGUGACUUGCCAUCGGUGCCAUUGCAUGUGGAAGACGUUCGAGCUGGGCCCGACACGGGCAAAUGGGCGACAGAGGAGAUGGAGGUGCGUGACUUUCAAAGCACCUUCCAGGCCGUUCUAGAGGACCAAUCCCCCAGCAGAAGCCAAGUGGCUCUUCGUUCAUUGCAGUCUCUCCUGCGCAGUGACCCUUCAGCACAUGCUUUCUAUCAGGAUCCUAGCAUGCCAGGUGGCUCUGCUCUCAGUGCUGCGGUGCGAGGGCAAAAGAUUGAGGCAGUGAAGAUCUUGUUGAAGGCGAAAGCCGACCCCACCGAUCGAGACGACAAGGGUGUGAGUGCCUUGCACCUAGCAUCCUUUGAUGGGAAUCUGGAGCUGGCCAAAGUCCUGAUCUUGGCCCGGGCGAAGGUGGACGCUUGCGACCGACAUGGCCAAACAGCUUUGUUCUUUGCGCCCAGCAAGGAGAUGUGCAAGCUUCUCAUUGAGAGGAACUCGGAUGUGAAUGUCCUGAAUCGGCGUGGCCAAUCAGCCUUGCACAUGGCGGGCAUGGCAGGACUCCAUGAGCUUCUAGCCUGGCUGUCUUCCAGGGUGAGCCAGACACUCUCAGAGUUGAAGGACAUCCAUGGCAUCGAUGCCCGAUGCUAUGCCAAGAGGUCCGGCGUCCCUGUGCCCAAACGUGUGCGGACCCCCAGCCCGAGUCGCACGCCUAAAGGCCGCACACCCAGAAGUCCAACGAAGAGCUUGAAGGAUUCCAAGAGUCGAAGCAUGGCAAGCCUGGGCAGCCUGGGCAGUGUGCGCAGUGAUCGCAGUGGCAAGAAUAGCCCAGGACCUUCUAGUGGCGGAGCUGGCAGUGCCAGGAACUUUGAGUUCUUCCAGGUGGUCGACCGCCCCACUGCCACUGCGCAGACACCACCUUCGGUGCUGCCGGAGCCCUUGCCCUUUGUGUCCAGCUUGGAAUUCCCCUUAGGAAGUCCCAUGAGUACUGCCACCUCACCAGGAAGUGUGGCCACCCCUACCGUGGACCCAUUGGAGUCCAUGUACGCAGGUCUUAGCAGCCUUGAGAAGCGUCAGAAGAUGAGGGGUCGCUCACAAACCCUUGAUCGAGAUUUGGCUGCGGUUGUGCAUCCCGCCGUGGGCUCUGAAGAGAAGGAGCUCGGGGGCAAGAACGGCUUCACUCAAGGACUUGAGAGUUCUGAUGGUCUCAAUUUCAACGAUGCCAAGAGGGAGAAGCCCAAGGACCAGAAGGAUCUGGCAGCAGCUGGUGUGCUGCACAGCGAUUUUGCAGCUGCUGGCGUGCUUGACCCGGAUCUUGCAGCUGCUGGUGUGCUGGACGACGAUCUUGCAGCUGCUGGUGUGCUGGACGACAAUCUUGCAGCUGCUGGUGUGCUCGACCCGGAUCUUGCAGCUGAUGGAGUGCUGGACGACGAUCUUGCAGCUGCUGGUGUGCUCGACCCGGAUCUUGCAGCUGAUGGAGUGCUGGACGACGAUCUUGCAGCUGCUGGUGUGCUCGACCCGGAUCUUGCAGCUGAUGGAGUGCUUGACCAGGAAUACGCAGGUACUGUACUUCAGUCCAACAUUGCCCCCUUAGAAGAAGAGUUAGACGAGUGCUUUUAGAUGGUGAAGCCAUGCAAAGCC